Amborella trichopoda is the source of this 1559-nucleotide messenger RNA. Its product is annotated as peptidyl-prolyl cis-trans isomerase CYP21-4. Gene Ontology annotation, molecular function: peptidyl-prolyl cis-trans isomerase activity. NCBI's taxonomy places the organism in Eukaryota, Viridiplantae, Streptophyta, Magnoliopsida, Amborellales, Amborellaceae. Gene Ontology annotation, biological process: protein peptidyl-prolyl isomerization. The record is from RefSeq and is a predicted model, not a curated record.
UUCAUACUCUCGAGUGUAACAAAAAGUUCCGACCCAUAGGUCGGAACUUAAAAUAGGAAGUUGGUUUAGGACUUACCCCCGAUAACCUUUUACCCUCUUCGUCCCUUCUUCCCAUCGUCGCUGAGCACCCUCUCUUCCCGUCUUCGCCGUUGAGCACCCUCUCUUCGCAACACGACCCCUCUCCUCGAAUUCAGCCCUGGGCCAGCGCCUUGUUCGCACCACGACCCCUCUCUUCGAGCUCAGCCCUGAGCCAGCCCUCUGUUCGCAGUACGCCAUUAUCUCAUGUAGGCUUCUCUCUUCGGACACAGUCCUCGUUAGGGUUUACUCAGCUAUCAUUGAGCUUCGAUUCUUGUUAUUGAUUAAGCCGGCGGCUGGUUUUAGUUGGUGACCCCAAUUCCCUGUAAAAUGUGGCUGAUGGUGUUUUAAGGGCGGCAGUUGGAUUAACCGGGUCGUUGUCGCGGCUAUUUUCAGUAUUUGUAGCUAUGCUAAAACCUGAAAUAUAAGCCAAGCGUCAGCACUUACAGAAUUUUACCCUCAUCUUAUGGUAGCAAAGCGCGGCACCUUGAUAGAUCCUUGGCCUAGGAGGUCAAGAAUUCAUAGAUGUAGGGAUCAACUCUCUGAACCUGCAACCAAAGGUCGCUUUCAGGUUCGGAAAAUAUCUAGAGCCAGGUCAAGAAAUCAUUCAGAUGAUGGCUUGCAGAAAGUAGAGAAAAUGGAAGGGUUUAAACAACACAAGGGAACUGAACACCAGAAUUAUGCGAUUCUUAAUACUUCAAAAGGUCCGAUCAUAGUAGAGCUUUACAGGAAAGCAGCGCCCGAUACUGUGGAUAAAUUCGUGGAAUUGUGUCAGAGGGGUUACUUCAAAGGUUUGCUUUUUCACCGAGUGAUAAAACACUAUGUUAUUCAAGGAGGGGACCCAAAGGAGGUUGGAUCUGCUGAGGAAUGGACUUUUAGUGGUAAAUCCCACAGUCAGCUUGCUAUCAGUCCAAAGCAUGAGGCAUUUAUGAUUGGAACUUCAAAGCCCAAACAAGACAAUACAGGAUUUGAGAUUUUCAUAACAACUGCACCCAUUCCAGAUUUGAAUGAUAAGAUUACUGUGUUUGGAAGGGUAAUCAAAGGGGAAGAUGUUGUUCAGGAAAUUGAAGAGGUUGACACAGAUGAGCAUUACCAGCCUAAAACCCAGAUUGAGAUCAACAAUAUCGAGCUGAAAAGGAGUAUCUGAGUUUUAUCUUUUCCUUCAGGCAACUAUGAUUAUGUCAUAUGGUUGGUUUAUGGGACCUGUCAAUGCUAACACCAUGUUGAGGAAGUUUCAACCUGUGCUACUCAUUUUGUCUGGUUUAUCCUCCUCAUUUGAGAGUUUGGGUAUGACUGUUUCAUAGUGAGUGCUUGGGCUCGUCUUCUAGAAAGGCCUUUGUAUUUUUAGUGAAGUUUUGUUUUGAUUCUGCUGCUGUGAACUGCAAGGCGUGGUUGAUUAGAAACUGAAGGAGUUGUAUUGUGAUCAUUUAUAUUAUUGUUUCCUUUUAAUUAUGAGUUGAAAAAGUAGUAAUUUACUAGAAUUC